Macrosiphum euphorbiae (potato aphid) is the source of this 1452-nucleotide messenger RNA. The record is from the annotation of a GenBank genome assembly. Lineage: Eukaryota; Metazoa; Arthropoda; Insecta; Hemiptera; Aphididae.
AUGAUAGUUAAGGAAUAUUAUCCAUUCAGUAUUGUCGAGGACAAAGAGUUUGGUAAACUUUUAAAAAUGUUAAACCCCGGAUAUGAUUUACCAUCCAGAAAAACUCUGUCAACUUCGUUGCUUUCUGUUCUUUACAAUGAUAUAGUAGAGAAUGGUAAUUUUGUUAGUAUCACGACUGAUGGUUGGACAUCUGUAAAGAAUGAAAGUUACAUUGCUGUUACAACACACUUCAUAGACAAUGAUUGUAAGCUUAAGUCAUACUUACUCUCUUGUUUUAUGUACUCAGAAUCACAUACCAGUGAUAAUUUGAAAAAUGAACUUUUAAGAGUUAUAAAAGAAUGGGGUUUGGAACAUAGAGUUUCAGCUUGCACAUCAGACAAUGCACCAAAUAUAACAAAGGCAAUUGAUUUAUGCAAAUGGAGGCAUGUACGUUGUUUUGCUCAUAGCUUGAAUUUGGCUGUACAAAAUGCUAUAAAAGAAAUUCAAGAGGUCAAAGAGAAGGUUUCAGGUAUAGUUAGACAUUUCAAAAAAAGUUCUACUGCUGCAGGCAAAUUAAAAUCGAUCCAAGAACAACUGGGCUAUUCACCUCCACUUGUUCUUAUCCAAGAUGUUGUGACAAGAUGGAACUCUACUUUUGAAAUGUUUCAACGAGUACUUGACUUGAAGAUUCCUCUUUCCACAGCAUUAGCAGAAACCAAUUAUAAUGAGUAUCUAACAAAUAAUGAUUGGAUUAUUAUUACUAGAGCCUGUGAAUUAUUAAAACCAUUUAAAGAAAUCACUACUGAAAUCAGUUCUGAAAAAUCCGUGACAAUUUCAAAGAUAGUAGUACUAAGUAAAUCCCUCAUUAAAUACUGUAACAAAAUAAAAUCUGAACAUAAUACAUGCAUGCAAAUUUCAAAAAUGAUUGGUGUUCUAGUUAGUGAAGUAGAUGCACGGUUUAGGUCAUUGGAACUAAAUCCAUUGUAUGCCGAAUCUACAAUAUUGGACCCAAGGUUUAAAAAUUAUGGAUUCUUGCAUCAGUAUGCAUUUAGUGAAGGUAAAAAGUCCUUAAUUAGCAAAGCUGCAACAGUUAAUAUUGUAAGUAAUACUCAAGAAGUCACUGUAUUGCCAAAUCAGACUGACGAUGAUUCCAUAUGGAAUGAUUUUGACAGUGAAGUGGGUUCAAUAGUUCAAUCUUCCAAUCCUACAGCAGCAUUUAUCGUUGAAAUCGAUAAAUAUCUGCAUGAACCACUUCUGUCACGGAGAGAAGAUCCCCUGCUUUGGUGGAAACUAAAUCAGUAUGUGUACCCAAGACUUUUCAAAUUUGUUAAAAAAAGGUUUUGUAUCAUGGGUACAUCUGUACCAUGUGAGCGGAUUUUUUCCAAAGCUGGACAGACAAUCACAAAAAAAAGAAGUAGGCUAACAUGUUCAAAGUUUGAACAAAUGAUUUUUCUUAAUUUUAAUUUAGAAUAA